Guillardia theta CCMP2712 is the source of this 1314-nucleotide messenger RNA. RefSeq lists its product as hypothetical. The transcript has 14 exons. The record is from RefSeq and is a predicted model, not a curated record. Lineage: Eukaryota; Cryptophyceae; Pyrenomonadales; Geminigeraceae. Bases 1 to 1314 code for a protein of 437 amino acids.
AUGAGUUUUCGAACGUUUGCUUCAGCUCGUCUGCUGGCUUCAAGCCUGCAUUGCAUCUUGUUCUUGGGUUUUCUUGAGAUUUCUUCCGCUGUUCCGUCACUUCUCCAAUGUGCUGAGCCCUUGGUUGACGGCGCGCAAUUCAGUGGCCACGGAGCUGUAGUUACAUCGAUACAGGCGGUUAUCAGCCUUACCAAUGGAAAGUCACUCAGUUGCGGGUCCAAUGUCCCUACCUCGACCACAGGACUUUCUAUCAGUUUUUCCAAUCCUGGCCGUCUUUGCAUCGUCGAAAUGGUCUCGAGCGCAGGCACAGGGACAUGGGGGAUUCAAGGAGGGGAAUGUUCAAUGACCAGGUCACUUAGCUGUGGCGGUGCUGUGACUCUUCCUUCCUCGGGGACCGUCACUUUGAGAGGCGCAUGGUCCAACUCAAGGUCUGACUCUAUCAAGAAGACUGCCGAUUGUGUCUACACUAUCGUGCCGGCCUCUUGCCCAGCCAACACGUACAAAGAUUCGACAGGGAACUGUGCGAAGUGUCCUGGAAUUAUGACGUCACCGGCUGGCAGUUCAUCUGUGACGGAUUGUGAGCUGGAAGUUAGCAAAUUUGUACAGCAUGUAGCGCUGGAUACUAUAAAGAUUGUAGCCAACAGAAGUGCAUGCAAUGUUCGAAUUGCAAGACCGGAGAAUAUCUUUCUGGGUGUCAAGGGUCUAAACCAGGAACUUGCAGAGCUUGUCCUCAGCUUGCUUUGCUGGAAUCAAGAUUCCGGGGUGUGGGACAUCGAACUCAACAUGUCCAUCAGAAUUUGGUACUACAUCGAAGACUGCUGCUGCAUCAACCUAUGUUCCCUUUAUUAUCUGAUGCGUUUCGUCUUUUUCGCUUUUGAAGCCAAAUUCCAACUUCCUUUUAUUCAAGCAAUCGCCGACGCAUCGGAAGUCACCAUCGAAAUGGUUAAUAUCACCAAGCUCAUCGACAGCGCACAAGCCACCUCGACGAGCUCGUCCUCGUCCUCGUCCUCGUCCUCGUCCUCGUCAAGCCAGCAGAGUUCUUCAUCUCAGACUUCGAGUUCCUCUGCCAGUUCGUCGUCCUCAAACUCAGGAUCAGCAUCCUCCUCUGGCUCAGGAGAUGGUGUUCACAACUACGAAGCCAUUGCAGACGACUGUGGUAAAGAAGCUGACGGAGCGGCGGAUCAAUUUCAAUCUACAGCAGCAGGGAUUACCAAGUGGAUCACUCAUAAGCGGAGGAGUACUUCUCAGUGCUUCACCUUCACAGCUCCCAUCAACGCAUGUAAGCACAUCUGUCUUUGUGACGACACUCUCUGA